This is a messenger RNA of Physella acuta, 1402 nucleotides long. RefSeq lists its product as uncharacterized. The record is from RefSeq and is a predicted model, not a curated record. Lineage: Eukaryota; Metazoa; Mollusca; Gastropoda; Physidae.
CUACUUUAUGUGACGAGCCACCAAGCAUAGAAAAUGGCACCUUGAUGUCUCCAUGUUUUCCGGUAGUCGGAAGUGUCUGCCAUGUCGCCUGUAACGAAGGCUACAUCGUGAACGGUGCCAAGAGCAUCUCGUGCAAUAAAAUGGUCACUUUAAACGAAUGGUCAUCCCCUGGACAGUGCAUACCUACUGUGAGUACCUGUGGGGAGCUGCCACCACUGACGUUCGGCCAAUGGGAACCCGCCUGCAACAAGACUGUCGGCAGCGUCUGUCAUCCGGUCUGCGACAAGGGGUACGUCGUGCACGGCGCUACGCAGGUCACGUGCAAUGAGCAGCUGCAGUGGUCAAUCUCUGGGGUCUGUGACUUUCCGAUGAAAACGAUCACGAAACCAAACGUAAUCGAAGGAGAAACAUUCAAAGUCGACUGUAGCGCGGAUCUAGCAGGGGUGGCAGCCAGUGUGCUAGGUGUACACAAACUGGAAAUAUUUUGGAGGAAUGGUAGAGGCGCUAUGGAAGUGAAUGGAUAUCACAUGUUUCAAGGCACCUAUUAUCACGGAGGAAAAGCAAAACCACACUGGACAUUCACAAAAGAAGGAACCCUAUUGAUCAAUGAGUUCAUGUGGUUGGAUAGGAGACAAUUUAAGGUUCAGAUCACAAUAACGAACUCUCGCAUCGAAGACAGCGGCCGGUUUUGUUGUGAUUGCAUGUACUACGAUUCAAACCAACACCUUCAAGCCUCCAUGCGAUGCCAAGAAGUGCUAGUUAGUAACAAAUCAAUGCUAGUUCAGAGUUCAGCUAUAAUUGGCCAUCCGGUAAAAGUGGUAUGUGACGCGGAUCUUUCGGGUGUGCCUAAAGAAACGAAAGGCUUGGAGUACCUGGAACUGACUUGGAGAAAUGAGGACCAUCAACGAUUACCGUUGUCUGUGUUUAAAGAAUAUGUCAACAUCUUAGAGGCAACCCACACGGUAAGAAACAUAAUGCUUCCAUCUUCGGAGCACAACUGGUCGAUCAACAGCACCAUGGCGAGACUCCACCCCCACACGUUAAACUUAGACAGGAACUCAAUCACGGUGGAACUCAUCAUCGGUGACUUUAAAACCGACGACGUCGGCAUGUUCUGUUGCAGUGCCAGCUACAUGGACAUGCUGGAUGAAGGCCACUUAACAUACGGCUGCCAGAGCUUGUCCAUGGGUAUUGUGUUCUCAUCCAAUGGAUUCUGCAACGUGCAAGCAAGCAACUAUCUAAUAUUUCUUUCAAUUGCUGGGAUUCUAAAGUUCUACUUGUAAUCUACUGGGACCCGUGUGCAACAGUCAAAAAUUUUUCCAUCGGGUUUUUUUUAAUUAAAUAAAAAAAAAAUAUUCUAACAUCACUUCUAAGUUUAUUUUACUUAACAUCGAACGGCAAA